This is a messenger RNA of Plutella xylostella (diamondback moth), 2834 nucleotides long. RefSeq names its product major facilitator superfamily transporter 9 (gene MFS9). Lineage: Eukaryota; Metazoa; Arthropoda; Insecta; Lepidoptera; Plutellidae. Gene Ontology annotation, molecular function: transmembrane transporter activity. Gene Ontology annotation, biological process: monoatomic anion transport; transmembrane transport. The record is from RefSeq and is a predicted model, not a curated record. Gene Ontology annotation, cellular component: membrane.
AAAAGGUCGCGAGCACUGCGCAAGUGUACUAACAAGGCGUAAGCGAUGUUAGUGUCAGCACAACAGUCGUAUUAGUUACGGCGCCCGUCACGUUACCGUGGCGAAAUGAGCACACGUAAUCAAGUGGGGGUGACGAGGGAAUGUCCGUACCACGGGGAGGGGGGCGGCCCGGCCAUCAGUGCGAGGUGAGAGGCGCGGGCGACGCGACUGCGCUUAUCACUGUUACCGCCAAAUAUACAAUCCCCCAUGCCAGUGAAAACAAAACCUUCUCUCGCGCGAAUAAGGCUGAGUCAUGGCUAUGGUGAGAGUGUAGACUAGUGACCUGUGAGAGUUUUCGCGGCCUCCUUUCCACAAUGGCGGAGGAGCAGAAUGUUGCCGACGACUUGAAGCGACAAGCUGCCAUGUUCUACAAUUCGACCGCCAGACAAGACGCCCCGGCGCAGCCGCCAACCCUCUGCUUCUGGCGCAAGCGGCGGCUGGUGGUGGCUCUUCUGGCGUUCUUCGGCUUCUUCAACGUGUACGCGCUGAGAGUGAACCUGUCGGUGGCCGUGGUCGCCAUGACCGAGCCCGUCGAGACCGUGUUGGAGAAUGGGACUGUUGUGUUUAAGCCGGAGUUCGAGUGGAGCUCGCAGACGAAAGGGCUGGUGCUGAGCUCGUUCUUCUACGGCUACAUCUGCACUCAGCUGCUGGGCGGCUGGCUCGCGGCUAAGAUCGGAGGUAACAGGGUAUUCGCCAUUGGGAUCGGUAUGACGUCACUGCUGACGCUUUUCACGCCGCCGCUGGCGCACACCAGCACCGCGCUGCUGGUCGCUGUCAGGGUGCUGGAGGGACUGUUUGAGGGUGUAACAUACCCGUGCAUCCACGCAGUAUGGGCGCAGUGGGCGCCGAGCAACGAACGCGCCAGGCUAGCCACCUUCGCAUUCAGUGGAUCUUACGCCGGCACCGUAGUAUCCAUGCCUGUGUGCUCCCUACUGGCACACUACACUGGCUGGCCAGGCAUAUUUUAUGUUUUCGGUCUUCUUGGUCUAAUUUGGACGACGGUAUGGUGGUUGGUGGUGAAGGAAUCACCUGAAAAGGAUCCUCUCAUAACACCGGCUGAAUUGAAAUACAUACAAGAGUCCCGCGGCUCGCACUCUCUAGAAACUUCCAAAGUGCGUCACCCGUGGCGACGCAUGCUGGCUUCUGGCCCGGUUUGGGCCAUCGUGGCCGCGCACUUCGCCGAGAACUGGGGCUUUUACACGCUGCUCACCUUCCUGCCUACAUUUAUGAAGGACGUGUUCAAGUUCGAGACAUCACAGACGGGCUGGCUGGCGGCAGUACCAUAUUUGGCCAUGGCCAUAGUUUUACAAGUGGCCGGGCACUUGGCCGAUUGGCUGCUCAGCAACGGGAAACUAUCACGGACCAAUAUUAGGAAGCUGUUCAACUGUGGAGCGUUUUUGGCACAGACGGUGUUCAUGGUGUCAGCGGCGUAUGCCACAUCUGUGGUAGGCUGUGUGGCGUGCCUCACCAUCGCCGUCGGGCUCGGCGGGUUCGCCUGGGCUGGGUUCGCAGUGAACCACCUGGACAUAGCGCCGCCUCACGCCGGAGUCCUCAUGGGCCUGUCCAACACCGUGGCCACGCUGCCCGGCAUCAUCAGCCCGCCGCUCGCCGGCUCUAUAGUCACUGAGAAUACGGCGGAACAAUGGCGGGCCGUGUUUUUCAUCACUAGCGCCAUCUACCUGAUUGGAGCGGUAAUUUACGGCGUGUUCUGUUCAGCGGAAAAGCAACCUUGGGUCGUAGAGAUUAAGAGCGAACCGAGCUUCGACACUGACGCCACUUCGGUCACUACGACGCAAGAUAGAACUAAUUUCGCGUACACAAAUAAGGCUAUGGACAGCAAUUCAGAGAUGUAAUGUAACUGAGUAAUUUAAUAAUUAAGUUUGUAUAUUUUUGUGAUAGUUUAGCUCUUUGACAUUUGCGUGUUUCAUAAUUUUUGUUAUUUUUUCUAACUAUCUGUAUAUAACUGGAUUUUUAUAAAUAAUUUUGUUUGUACCUGUCGGCUAUAUACAAAUGAGGGUUGAAUGAGUUUUAGCUGCCUAUCAAACGCUUCCGUCCGUUAAUUAACUUAUUUCGUAUAUUUUACUCAACUUCUUAUUUCAACAUCAUUCAUAUCAUCAAACGGCGUAAAACAUUCCUUGACAGAGUUAGUGUAAAUAUAGCACAUAUUUUGCUUCGAAUGUAUUGUAUAAAAUAAUAGUAAGUACUCUUCUUCGUAUAAUAAUUUUAAAUUUUCAUAAAUUUUAAAUGUAUAGAGUGUAGUAAGCUAUUGUAAAUUCAUAGGUAAGGCUUUUUAAUGAGUAGAUAGUUCCUUUGUAAUGUUUGUUGUGAGUACCUAUUUAGUCCAUAUUAAUUUUAUCCGGUAGUUAAAGCUAUUUUAUUUUAGGGCUAAUUUUUCAAUGUCAAUGUCAUGCUCUAAUGCAAACAUUCAGAUGCGACAGCAUCAGAAUUAUUAUUCCCAUGAUAACUUUUAUCUGACUUCUGAAAAAUUAGGCCUAAAAUCUGUACGUAUACAUACAUCAUAGUUAACUUGUAUACAGCUGAUAACUAUAUUUUUUUACCGCUAUGCAUUUCCUGCCGUAAAGUCUAGCACAAAAGAUGACUGGCAUUUUGCUGUCUGACAAAAUUAUAAAUUAUAUUUAGUAAUUUUCAUUAUAUUGUACUUUAACUAUUCAAUCAUAAAUGUAAUGAUUCCUAUCUUUAGUAAGUACUUAUAUCUUAAAGAUCUGAAUGUGAUGUCUGCUAUAUCUAAGUGACAAAUUAAUAUUUAAGAAAUAAAUGAAUUAUUUCCAGCAGCA